Trichoplax adhaerens is the source of this 1059-nucleotide messenger RNA. RefSeq lists its product as uncharacterized. NCBI's taxonomy places the organism in Eukaryota, Metazoa, Placozoa, Uniplacotomia, Trichoplacea, Trichoplacidae. Bases 1 to 1059 code for a protein of 352 amino acids. The record is from RefSeq and is a predicted model, not a curated record. The transcript is spliced from 11 exons.
AUGGGUCUUAGUUGGCAUAUUAACGAUGUUAUCCGUCAAUAUAAGCAUGACAUCCUAGUUAACAUUACUUCUUUGGACAUUUUCAUUACUUUGCAUAAUCGAAGCAUUCUAUCAGAUCAGGAGUUAAGAAAAAUAAAAAAUCAAGGACCGAAAUCUUUUAUAUCAAUUUUAAGAAGAAAAAACGACUUAGAAUUUUAUGGAUUUUGUGAAGUCUUAGAAGGAUCUUUAAUGCAGUCGAUUAAAGAAUUAGGUACAACGUUACGACAAGAAGCAAAGCAAAAUGAACCUGCUAAUGAAGAAUCAAAAAUAGUCGCCGCUAGUAGCACUUUCUCAGGAUUGAUUGGGUCAACUGCAAGUAAGAUAGGGCAAUUAGCAUCAGGCCGUAAAAGUAAGGCAAAGAAGAAAAAGAAUACACCUCAAGGCAUCGAAAGAAAAUCAAAGAACAGCUUACCACAUCAAGAAAUUGCUUCUAGUAAAGGAAAUAAAACAGAUGAAAGUUUUUAUAGCAGGAAAAAAGCUCCCGCUAAAGAUAUGCUAGUGGAUAACAAAUCCGUUAAAGACGGAAAGUUCCAUCAAGAAAGUCCAUCAAGCAAAAUCCUUACAAGCAAAAGUGAACCUGGUGUUAAAGAAGCUAGAUUGAAGCUUUUUUACGGCGAUGGCCGUGGAUCCUCUGAAGGCAAUCAGAUUGAUGAUGAAUCUAUUCACGAGGAAGAAUUUUAUCAAGACUUGGAAAAUGUAGAUCCCAGAAUUAGUGCAACAGAUGAUACUGAAGACGAAGAAGAUACAGUAGAUUCAGAGAAUUCCAGUUAUGACAUAUACAAAGGUGUAGUAUCCACCAACAAUGCCGCAACAUCUGAUACUAAAUUGCCAUCUGAAAAGGCUUCUGAAACAUUUAAUGAGCAAAAGCAGAACCGAAUUUACAUUUACGCACUACAAAGCAGAGAUUGUCUACAAAAUUUCGCUGCGGUUACUUCAUAUCUGCGAUCAAAAGAAAUUUUAACUCCAUCUCAACAAUCUGCUAUUUUUGCCAAACCAAAUGACCAUGAGUUAGCAUUUUAA